This is a messenger RNA of Trifolium pratense (red clover), 2784 nucleotides long. RefSeq names its product dehydration-responsive element-binding protein 1A-like. The coding region runs from base 754 to 1569 and encodes 271 amino acids. Gene Ontology annotation, biological process: regulation of DNA-templated transcription. NCBI's taxonomy places the organism in Eukaryota, Viridiplantae, Streptophyta, Magnoliopsida, Fabales, Fabaceae. The record is from RefSeq and is a predicted model, not a curated record. Gene Ontology annotation, molecular function: DNA-binding transcription factor activity; DNA binding. The transcript has a single exon.
AAUUACUCUCCUGAAAAAUAGUGUUUUAUUGAUAAGAGAUUGAGAUACAUAUUUUACAUCACAAGACUAGUUACCUUGUUACAAGUUAGUUAUUUUAAUCUACUCCUCUAACAAACUUCAAUUACACUCAGGAUUGAAUUACAAAUCAACAACUCCGCCCCUAAAUAUGAGACUCUCAAAAACCUCUUUACUCCUGAAAAAUGGGUGUUCAAAUAACACUCCCCGUAAUAAUAUUACCUUUGAUUCCACUUAUUAACAUCAAUGAAUGAAUUAGUAAAAAAAAUAAAAUAAAAAAUCAAUGAAUGAAUUUCUCACCACUAAUUUAUUUGACAAAAAAUACACUAUUUGCUUUUUUAAUAUAGAACAAAAAUUACUAUAAAAGGAGUAAAGAGCUUUAUUCGACUCAAAGGAAAUAAGAGCUAAAAAUAGCAUAUUCUAUGUUUGCUUUUAAAAACCUUAUUUAAUCUUAUAGGAAUAAAAAACAUCAUUUAGUAUCAUAGAAGAUAUUUUGAUAACAUCACUACACUUUUUGAGCCUUGUGGGGUGUCCCUCUCUAAAUAAGCACACUUCUUCUCUCUCCUUGUCCCUUUCCUCAUCAGUUUCCCUUUCUCUUUACCAAAUAUAGCCACUAAAAUAACCAACAAGGCAAACCUGUUGUCUCAUCUCAUCAUCUCAUUAUAGUUAAAUAUCCAACUCACCACACAAAACACACACACUCACAAAUACUCUCACGGUUACCUCAUUUCUUCAACCAUGAUGAUUCACUAUAUAUACACUACCUUACUCUUCAAUCUUUUUACACCAACUCUCUUUUCAAUUCUCACUUCUCUUGAUCUCAAAACCAUUUUCAUCUCCAGUCUCCAACACAUAAAUAUGUUUACUAGUAGUAGCAGCUCUUCUUCUUCACAACCUAUUUCGUCGGAACCAUCCUCUUCCUCCCGCACGAUAUCACUGCCGAAUUUAGAGGUAUCUCAUGAGAUAUCGUUUUCCAACGAGGAGGUGCGGUUAGCUGCAACUACCCCGAAGAAGCGUGCAGGGAGAAAGAAGUUCAAGGAGACUCGCCACCCGGUUUACAGGGGUGUCAGGAGGAGGAACUUAGAUAAAUGGGUAUGUGAAAUGAGGGAGCCUAACAAGAAGACUAAGAUUUGGCUAGGGACUUUUCCAACGGCCGAGAUGGCAGCUAGAGCACAUGAUGUUGCAGCAUUGGCAUUGAGGGGUCGUUAUGCUUGUCUAAACUAUGCAGACUCGGCUACGCGGCUUCCUAUACCUGCAACUACAGAGACAAAAGAUAUACAAAAGGCAGCUGCAGCAGCUGCUGAGGCUUUUAGACCAAACAAUAUUUUAAUGACUACCGACAUUGAAGACACAGCUGAAGCUUCCGCCGCUACAGAGGAGCCGCUUAUGUUUAGUUUGGAAGAGGAAGAAGAGGGAGAGUUGAACAUUCCAGAGUCAUUGAGGAAUAUGGCACUAAUGUCCCCUACACAUAGCUUAGAGCAUGAGCAUGAGCAUGAGCAUGUUAAUGAAGAUUUUCAAGAUGUUGAGGUGUCACUAUGGAGUUUUUCAAUUUGAUUUUUUUACGUUUUUUAAUGUUUUUUCAGUUGUAUUUUAUUUGUUUGGUUUAUUUUUUAUUGAAUUUUUAUAUAAAGUUUACUGUUAUUUUUGGAUUGUAAUGGACCAUUUUUUAUCAGUAGUACUGAUAUUGUAUAUAUACAUAAAUGGAAGUUGAAAAAAUUAUAUUUUUAUAGCUUUUCUGUGAAUGAAACUAAACAAGUAUAAAGUGCAUCUCAUCCGUUUUAUAAUAUUGCAAUAUGACAGAUCAAUAUCCCUUUACUAUCACGUGAUUUCAUUAUUCCAUUUCCAUAACUGAUUAUGCUACUAGUAUGAUUUUUUCAGUCUAUGUUAUAAUAUGAAAUGUCAAAUGGAAUUAAGUGUGUUGACACAUUAAGCUGAUUUCAAGUUGAGUUUUGGUCAAUAGUUGUACAGUGUACUCACUCCGACCGUAUUUAUAAGAAAAUGUCAACUUUUCAAAUUCAUUGAAUAAGUGAUGUAUCUGAUCUAUAUUAUAACACAUGAGGUAGUAAAGCUGGCAGCAAAGUGAUCAGAAAUCUAAACAAUAACACAACAAUGCAACAACAGCAAAAUUCCCAAAUCAGAAAUUAAACACAACAUUAAUAACUCAAACAGCCAAUAUAUUUAUUACCACCAAAUACCCAUUGCAUUUUGCUUCUAAGGCCAAUUUUAAUCAAGUGAUUGGUCCCGAAUGAGCUUCUAUUAAGACGAAUCAUUCGGUAGAAUCUAAGUUCAAUUUUUUAGAAGAACAAUUUUUUGUUAGAGUCUAUUUACGUCACAGUCGAAUUCUAGAUUAUCAGAUGUUUUCCCCGAAACAGGGUUAACACAGAAAAAAAUGACAUCUUUAUAAACUACACAAUUUUUUACUCAGUCUGUUCCAAAAUCAGAAAUAAAACCAAAUUAAUAUCAAAAUAAAUAACAAGGAAACACUCAAUUCAACAAAAAAUUGGGGAUUUUCUCAAAUCAAAUAUUUAACUUAUUUAACAGGAGGAUAAAGUUUAUGAUUAUCAACGAAAAUUCAGGAUUUUUAGUUUGAAAGAAUGAACUGAAUAAAAAAUAAAGCAGCGGAAUAAGAAACUCACCUUAGAAGGAGAAGAAGGCGGCGACGGCGGAAGGAGAGUUCCGGCACGGUGGUUCCGUUAGAAAAUAUUCUUGUUAGAAAAGUAAGAAAAUGGAAGAACUCAUAAUUGGGAAAAAGAAGAAAAUGUGAAUAGU